This is a messenger RNA of Penicillium daleae, 2034 nucleotides long. RefSeq names its product alpha/beta hydrolase. The record is from RefSeq and is a predicted model, not a curated record. The coding region runs from base 1 to 2034 and encodes 677 amino acids. The transcript has 4 exons. NCBI's taxonomy places the organism in Eukaryota, Fungi, Ascomycota, Eurotiomycetes, Eurotiales, Aspergillaceae.
AUGGAGGAGUGCAAAUUAGCCAACUCAAGGCCUGUUCUCUAUCGCUGGCGAGCGCCUGGAGAGCGAAAGGGUGCUCCCUGGGUCUAUCUUUUCGUCGGGGCCCUGUGCAUCUUAUGGUGGAGACUGCCAGCUCCGAGGGGCAAGUCGCUUCCAGUGCCAACCGCGAUAACAACACCCGCCGCUUCACCUUUUAGUUGGGACGACAUCACCCCAUCCAAAUCAUUGGAGUAUCAUGAUUGUGGGGACGGGUUCCAAUGUACCCGGCUAGAGGUGCCGAUGGACUACAAUCGGGCCGAUACCACUCGAGGGCGAAAAUUCGCAUUAGCAGUAGUUCGGAUCCCCGCCAAAGUGCCCGUUGAUGACCCCCGUGGCCCCGGUGGUCCUGGAACACUGCAAGCAUUCUUAUCAGGUCGCAACCUGCAGACAAUCGUUGACUCGGAGAAUGACCCCAGCACUGUCCCACUCAAUGCGAGCGACAAGUACUUCGAUAUCAUCGGCUUUGAUCCUAGGGGUGUUGGAUCCACCACGCCAGCAAUAACGUGUUUCCCCGACCCGAUCUCCCAACGGAACUGGGAAUUGCAAGUCGAAGCAGAAGGAAUGCUGGGAAGUGGCCCAGAUUCCUUGCAGAAAAACUGGCAACGGACGCAGGCGCUGAACUCCGGAUGCUCUGUGUACGAGAUGGCUGCUGAUGGCGUGCAGGGUGAUGAAGCCAUCAUGGAGUAUGUGAGUACUACGCUCGUCGCUCGAGAUAUGAUUACUCUUGUCGAGCGCCAUGGGGAAUGGCGUGAGAAACAAGGCCAGCUGGCACAGGAAGCGUAUGACCUGCAAUAUGGUACAGAUGAGUCGCGUGCCAUUUUGAGAAGCACCCAAUGGCAUGUGGGCAGGGAACCCCUCCUGUACUGGGGUCGGUCAUACGGGACGCUUCUAGGAACGACUUUUGCGGCGCUUUUUCCCGACCGAGUAUCUCGGGUAGUCCUAGAUGGCGUGGUCAAUAUGGACAGGUACUACGAAGGACGGGGCCCCAACGUAGUCAUGGAUGCUGAUGCCAUUUUCAAUCGCUUCGGCGAGUACUGCCACAAGGCGGGUCCAGAGGGGUGUCCCUUCUACGCAGAAGGGGGAUCCGACACUAUCAACAAUGCCUACUGGACUAUCGAAAACCAGCUUCGAAACACUUCACUCCCAGUGAUGGCAUCUACCACUCGCGGGCCGGAAAUUGUAACAUGGACCGACUUGAAGAACAUCCUCCGCGUUGCGGUAUACCAACCUCUACUCGCAUUCCAUGUAUUGGCGGAUCAUGUGAACGAGCUUGCAAAGGGUAACGCAGUGACCAUGGCGGAUUUCAAGCAUCGCAGGCAUUUCGGAGCUUGUCCGUCUACUGAGUGUCGCUUAGCAGGGCCGUGGUCUUCUCAGUGCGCUAGUGGCCAGGACAACACUCUGUACGCAAGUGCGGCUAUCCUUUGUACAGAUGCGGAGUAUAUGACAGACUAUACUCUGGCCGAAUUUCGGGAGAUAUGGGCCGGGUUGGUUGGUGAUAGUCGGGCCGUGGGAGACUAUUGGGCGCAGGUCCAAUUGUCUUGUGUGGGAUGGAAAGCAAAAGCUAAGUACAAGUUCACAGGUCCAUGGGGUGCAGUAACGGCGCACCCAAUGCUGUUUGUCUCGAAUACCCUUGACCCAGUCACUCCGUUGCACAGGUACUUGAACUUUACCAGCAAUGACAAUUCCGAGUAUGUACUGAAACCAGCCAGCGCGAAACACAUGUCCAAGCAAUUUCCCGGAUCUGUAUUACUGGAACAAGAUUCUGAAGGGCACACGACCAUCGCUGCACCUUCACUAUGCGUCGCAAAGUCUAUCCGAAAUUACUUCCAGACUGGGGUACUCCCUGCCACUGGCACUCUCUGCGAGGCGGACUUAAAACCGCUGGUCGGUUCUCGCGGAGAAGUCAAGGGGCAAGAUCUAAACUGUGCUGAUCGAAAGCUCAUGGAGGCACUGAUGGCUGAGGUCGAACUGGGAUUUCUCUCGCCUGUCCAGCUGUGA